GAUGUUGACCACUGUUCUACUAGUAGUCUGAACUGUGAACAUAACUGUCUUAAUACAAGACUUGGUGCCAAGUGUGGGUGUUAUCCAGGCUAUGAAUUAAAAGAUAAUCGAUGUAUAGAGAUCAACGAAUGUCAUAUAGAAAAUGGCUUGUGUGAAUAUAAUUGUAUUAAUACCCCUGGAAGUUAUAUUUGUGGUUGUCCC
Messenger RNA from Lottia gigantea (owl limpet), 201 nucleotides. RefSeq lists its product as hypothetical. The annotation marks the transcript as partial. The record is from RefSeq and is a predicted model, not a curated record. The transcript has 2 exons. Gene Ontology annotation, molecular function: calcium ion binding. Lineage: Eukaryota; Metazoa; Mollusca; Gastropoda; Lottiidae.